Messenger RNA from Podarcis lilfordi (Lilford's wall lizard), 10092 nucleotides. The record is from the annotation of a GenBank genome assembly. Lineage: Eukaryota; Metazoa; Chordata; Lepidosauria; Squamata; Lacertidae.
AUGCUGCUCCAGUUUCUCCUUGUCCUCUGGGAGGCCUUGUCCCUGCAGGUCGUUCUGGUGUUUCUGGCUACAUUUCUACUUCUUUCUGGUUACAAGAGUCGCCCAAAGGAUUUCCCCCCAGGGCCCAUCGCUCUUCCCUUGCUGGGCAAUGCACUCAGUUUGGAUUUGAAGAAGACUCAUCUUUCAGUACAAAAGGUAAGGAUGAAGGAAAUGGUCAGUUUGAUGAAGACUCAGCUGGCAUGAGAUAAAUACAAAAUUGCAGCAGAAGGGAGCAGGCUGAGAUGCCCCCUGGUCUGGAAACCUGAUUCCGAGAGUCAGUAUCCAGAUGUCUUGGAGAAGACCACAAAUGGGGCAUGAAGACAAAUGCAUUUUCUGUUUGUUAAAAGCAUCUGGUAUCCAGAGGUAUAUUUUCUAAAGCUUAAGUAAGUCAGUUGAUGUAUGCUUCUAUUUUGUUAGCAGGCUCCUUUCACUCCCCCUGCCUUUUUCCUCCCUGGCCAAGAAGGAAGUCCAGAGCUAUGAGCCUGAUCUCUGCUUGGGCAGCAUAGCAAUCAGCUAGAUCUCUCUCGGCUCCUCAAUGCAGCGGAAAGUUUGCUUUUCUCAAAUUUUGCCUUAGGCACAAAUAUACAGCACAAUCUGCUGCAGCUUUGCAGCUGCAUUGUGUAUUUGCAGGGGGCUGUAUGUGUGUGAGGGGAUAUCCCCUGCCCUUGCCACAAACUCAUUUUCAAAUUUCAGGUCAAAAUUAAGAAAAAUAAUAAUUUAUUUUUGUUUUUAAAAAGAAGAUAGAAUCAGAGAUAAGAAACCUGUACUUUAAUAAAAAUAAAUAAAUGUUAAGAAGCUAGCUUUCCAGUGCUAUGGUUCUUAGAACAGAAUGCCAGAGGUGUGCUUAGUUCGUAGCUGUCAACUUUCCCCUUUUUUAAAGGGAAAUUCCCUUAUUCCAAAUAGGAUUUCUCACAAGAAAAGGGAAAAGUUUACAGCUGUGGCUUAGUUUCCAUUAGAAACUGGGCCUUUAAUGUUGCAGCUCCAGCUGCCUCGGAUCAGCUCUGUGAUCUGGGGUGAGAGUUGGGUUGGCAAACUGUUUUGGUUUGGCUCCAUAUUUUGCUAUAAAUAGCAGGAUCAUAAAAUAUUGCAGUUAAAGCAAGGCAGCUGCUUUUCUAGCUUUUUUUUUUUUUUACAUAAUCUGUAAUUGAAAUAUAUUUGUAUCUUGUAUACACACACGUUACAUAUUUGUUUCUUGAUUUUUCACAUGGGAGCUCAAGGUUGUACACAUUAUCCUUCUGUUCUGUCUUUUAUCUUUGCAACAACUCUGUAUGGUAGGCUAAAGGUAAAGGUACCCCUGCUGUUAGGUCCAGUUGCGGACGACUCUGGGGUUGCGGCACUCAUCUCGCUUUAUUGGCCGAGGGAGCCGGCAUACAGCUUCCGGAUCAUAUGGCCAGCAUGACUAAGCUGCUUCUGGGGAACCAGAGCAGCACACAGAAAUGCCGUUUACCUUCCCGCCGGAGCGGUAACUAUUUAUCUACUUGCACUUUGACAUGCUUUCGAAUUGCUAGGUUGGCAGGAGCAGGGACUGAACAAUGGGAGCUCACCCCAUCACGGGGAUUCGAACCGCCGACCUUCCGAUCAGCAAGCCCUAGGCUCAGUGGUUUAGACCACAGUGCCACCUGCGUCCCUGUAAGGUAGGCUAGACUACCAUAAAUGGCCCAUCUUGUUAAUAGAUUUCAGGAGGGGACCCAUUCAGACACAGCAUCCCAGCCCAGGAAAUCCUGUAGGCAUUCCUGCUAUUUCUGAUGAAUUUGAUGGCGGUCAAAGUUUCCUCCUUCCAUACCGGCAUUCAAUAAGCAUCAAGCAGACAGAUUAAUACAGUCAUACCUUGGUUGUCGAACACCUUGUGACUCGAACGUUUUGGCUCCUGAACGCCGCAAACCUGGAAGUGAGUGAUCUGGUUUGUGAAUGUUCUUUGGAACCUGAACAUCCGAUGCAGCUUCCGCAGCUUCUGACUGAGUGCAGGAAACUCCUGCAGCCAAUCAGAAGACACACCUUGGUUUCUGAAUGUUUUUGGAAGUUGAACGGACUUCCGGAAAGGAUUCUGUUCAAGAACCAAGGUACGGCUGUAUAAAGGAUUACAUACUCUUUCUAACUUUCUCUCCCCCCCCCCUUCAUUCAGCUUUCAGAAAAAUAUGGCAAUGUCAUCAGCCUUCAGUUUGGAAAUCUGUGGCUUGUAGUUGUGAAUGGAUUGCACCUGGUGAAGGAGGUUCUUGUCCAUCAGGGUGAAAACUUUGUCGAUCGUCCAAGCGUUCCUCUUAAUGAUGAAGUCUUUAAGAAGCUUGGUGAGUUUUUUACAAUAUGGUCAACUGUUUAAACUUAUAGAACUUUUAAAAGUCUGCCCUAAUUGUACAAGCCCUUAGAAUGUUUAAUAACAUUAUAUUUUCACGACUGAGGAUUAGAUUUUUUUUAUUUGCAUUUCCUGUUUCAUUUCACCAAAUGAAAGCAGUAGCAUUAAUGUGCGUCAGAGAAGCAUACCCUCUCAACUGUUCAGAUUGACUGAGCUUACCAUGCAUUGGGUAGCAAGUCCAGAUUUUUGCAGUUUUCUCUGCCAUAAUGCUUUUUUGAAUAUUGUAUAUUGUUUUUAAUUACAUUUGCAUUUUCAUGCCUUUUUGUCUCUUUUUUUUUUUAAGUGGAUAGCUUCAUUUCAGUUCAUUUGUUCUUUAAAGAAGUGAGAAUAGUGUUGCGUUGCAAAGCAAUCUAAUAAAGAAUAAUAUCCUUGAAAUUUGUAUUGGGAGCCUUGGAAAUGGAUCCACAUAAUCUUCCCUCCAUCCUGCUAGUCUACAUUCUCCCUAAGUUUGUGGCAUGCUGGUGGCCUGAAAGGAGCUGGAAACCAGUUCCUUUACCAAGUUACUUCCUUAGCAGAAUGGCUGAUCAGGCGAUUUGUGCUCACAGUUCAGUGAAUUUCAGAUGACCAUGGUACAUGCCUGCUUAUUUAGCCUAACUGCUGUGAAUUUGUGACAAAGGCAUCAGAAUGUCAGAUUCAGCAGUUCACCCUCAUACCUGCUCUGGGGUUGUACUUAGGCCCUCAUCAGGCAUCAUGCCACUCCUGAGAUAAAGGAGAAAGUGCAUUUGGGGAAUAUGCACACUAUCUCCAUCUCCUGUGUUCCACCAGCCUGCCCAAACCCACUGGCCCUCCAUGGAGAACAAACUUCUGUGGCAGAAAGUCAGUUGUAGUCAUGUACAUUCCUUCUGCAUUUUAGAGCACUGCAUGAUCAGGCAGCCUACGACAAUCUCCAUUUGCCCUCCAGCUCAGUUAGUCUUCAGUUACACUUGAAGGGCUUAGUUCCUCCAAAAGCAGGUCUCAGCAAGUCCUGUGGUCACUUUCUGCCACUACUCCCUCCCUCCCAGACAUUGCCUUUUUGACAAUGCCAGGAACUCUCCAACCACAAAGUCUGACCUUCUGACUUCCAUGAAAAGCAUCAACACUACCAGGAAACCUCCAACCACAAGAUCUGUUCAGUUCAACAUUUCCUAAGAAGAGCAGGUAUCAGCUAAGGGGGUCGUGCUGCUUGCAAGCUGAGUCUGACUGAGAGAGAAGCAAUCAUGGCUGCACUGACCCCUACAACUGCACUUACUACUUGCAUAAGUGGUCAUGAGUGGGGUCACUGACAUGGACUGGGGUAUGGAAAGAGUGCUGGAACACCUAAUGCCUCAUUAAAGCUGCUGAGUUAAGCCUUCCCGGUGACUCUGACUAUCUGUAUAAAGGAUGGAGAGGGCAGUGGGAAUGGAAGCAGUGUCCUUUGAGGUGUCCAGGUCCAUGGAUGCUCCAUGUAUUCAAAUAGCAGAAGAGCCCUACAGAUGAAAUAUUUUGGGGGUUUUUACAUGUUCUCAUUCUCCCCCAAUUUUUUUUUGAAAUGCUGCGCUUUUGCUCUAUCAGUGUUCCCAAAACCUUUCACACAGUGAAAUAAAGUUAGUAUUAAAAUACUAUACAAACAGUAAAGCAAAUGAAAAGCAACAGUGAAACAGCUGCAGCAGAUGCAGCAGCAAAGUCAACUUUGCAGUCUCUUCAGUAUGAUUUAAGCAGACAAGCCAGAUAGCUUAGUGGAGAGAGGAGUCCUCUUUUAUAAUUAGAAGGUCUGUUAACUCUCCUAGCUUACUAUUUGCAGUUGCUCAUUUUAAAAGUCCUUAUUUGCUAUAUGAUGAUAAUUCUUCCUAUUUAGGAUUGAUCUUCUCUAAUGGCCCUGGUUGGAAACAACAAAGACGAUUUGCCUUAUCAACUCUCAGAAACUUUGGUUUGGGCAAAAGGUCUUUAGAAGAACGAAUACAGGAGGAGAGCCGAUACCUAACAGAUGCAAUUGAAGCUGAGAAUGGUGAGCACCAGAGCCCAUAAACCAUUGGCACCAUCUGUGAUAUUAAAGCUGUCUGAAUUCGGGUCAAGACACUGCUUUGCAGUGGUUUUGUUCCUACCUGUAUGGUCAUUUCCAGAGGAUGGUUCUUAGGGAGUGUAGGUCAGCCCCAUGUGGGGUUCCCCAGCGUUCAGUUUUAUCCCCCAUGAUGAUUAACAUCUACAUGAAAUUACUGAGUGGGGUCAUCCUGAGCUUUGGAGUACAUUGUCAGUGAUAUGCUGAAGGCACACAGCUCUGCUUCUCCUUUACAUCUGCAGGUGUGGCAGUGGAUGUGCUGUUUUGUUCUAUUGUGCAUCUCUUUUCUGCCUCCGAUUAAGAUGGUCCAGGCCAUCCUAGUUAGCCACUUCUACAGAAAUGCCCUUUCCUAACCUCCUGCCUUAGCCAGAUCUUGACUGAUGAUCUCACAGAUGAGUAUGCUAGAAAGUUGUAUAAAACUCCAACACUGCACCUUUAUCUUUCAGAUACCUUCCACCUGUAGAAUAUUAGCUAUGUCCUCCUGUCGCGGAAUAAUCCCAGCCUAUAAAGAAAUAUAAAGAAGGCAAAUGCUCACUUGAAAGCACAAUGUGCCUAAUGUCUUAUACAUAACUCUAUCCCACAGAGUCCUUUAAUUACUGGGUGUAACGUUCAUACUAAAUGGUUUCUUCUGUUCAAAGAUCCAACCCUAUCCACACCCACCUACAUUCCCCACAUUUUGUUCUUGUUAUAUGGAAGCCAUAAGCACUCUUAUUUCUCUUCUACCAUCUUUUCCUCCCUCCAGGGCAGCCAUUUAACCCUCACUUUCAGAUUAAUAAUGCUGUUUCAAAUAUCAUUUGUUCUAUCACUUUUGGGAACCGCUUUGAAUACCAUGACAGUCGUUUCCAGAAGUUAUUGAAAUUGCUUGAUGAGGCAACGUACCUUCAAGGAAGUCGGGGUCAGGUAGGUCUUCUGUCAGAAACGCUCUGGCCCAGACAGACUCCCACAUGCUGGUUGAAUGUUACUUCACGUGCUGUGGGUUUUUCAUGUUAUGAUUUCUUUCUUCCACAUUCUAGUCACCCAAGCAUCUCUUCCUAUUCAUAUCCCUUUGCCAUCUUGCUUUGAUUUAGCAUUGUCUGUUGGUUGGGAUGCCUUCAGUAUUAUAAAGCAGUCAUAAAAAAAAGAACCAUGUGCUAAAACACAGUUUAGGCUAUUGAAUUGGUAAUCACAUGUGUAACUGAAUAAAAAUCUCUGCAUAUGAAAAAGUAGCACACACCAUGAGAAGGCUAAAACCUUCUCUGCUAGCUUUCCACAGGGAAGGAAUUGGUUUUUUAUUACUUGUAGGGGACAUUCAAGCGUUGUUCCUGAAUAUUUACAGAAAUAAUACUAGAUGGUGCACAAAACUAAUGUUUAUUAAUCAUUUAUUGUUGUUGUUAUUUAAUAUACAUACAUAUAUUCCAUACAUAUAUGUGAUGUUAGUGUUUGUUUCCUCAGCUGUACGAUCUCUUCCCCACUCUCAUGAAGCACCUGCCAGGAUCCCAUCAGACUAUUUUAAAAAACUGGGAGCAACUGAGAUCCUUUGUGAAAGAAAUCAUUGAAGAACACAAAAAAGACUGGAACCCAUCUGAACCCAGAGACUUCAUAGAUGCCUACCUAAAUGAAAUGGCCAAGGUAAGAGACGUAAAGGACAACAAGUAUAUAGUUGUUGUUCUUUUUAAAAAGAAUAAUGAUACUAGAAGAAGGCAGAGGUACAAUCUAAAAGGCCAGACCUAGCUAAGUGGUUUGUCUAAGCAGCCUUUGGUGCUGGCCAUAUUGUUUUUGCUGACUCUGUAUUUAAUUUGACAAACAGGUGAAGUGUAUGUGCACUUGCGUGCACAAGUGCAUAUAUAAAUAUGAUUUCAUGCCUUUCAUGGGGUGGCAUUUCCCCAUUUGCCCACUAAAUUUCACCACUUGUUUGUGAUUUGUUAGAGCAGACAGUCAACAUCACCCAAAGCAUUGUUGUAGAGGCAUAUCAUGAGAUGCCAUUUCCUCAGUUGUCUGUCUGAAUAUACUCUGUAGUCCAGACCAAACUUUGACAAGACCAAACCCAUACUUUAUCCCAACUUCAGUAAUGUACAGGAUUGUUGAUGUGACCCUGCUGGGUUCUGGAUACUCUUCAGGAAUAGAGCUGAGGAAUUCCAUGGUGAUCACUUGACAGAUGGGACUGGAACUGGGAUGAUGGUGUUCGAUGGCCUCUUAACACGCUGGUGCAUUUUCUUUGCUUCAAGGGGGAUGCUGCUCCCAGUUUCCAUGAAGAAAACCUCCUACAUUCUACACAGGAUCUGUUUUUUGCUGGAACGGAAACAACUUCUACAACCCUGCGCUGGGCUUUGCUGUACAUGGCCAUAUAUCCAGAAAUUCAAGGUAAAAUUGUAAUUGGCUUCUUUCCUUUUCAUUAUUUUGGGUUGGAUUCAGUUAAGUCCUACCCACAGUUAACCCAAUGAAUUUAACAAACUCAGACAUGCCUAUACCCAAUGCUUUUUUCUGGGGACACGCAGGGGUACGCAUACCCCUAAAAAUUUUGUGAAUCUAAUGGGAGAAGAAACAUUUUUUUAAAAAAAUUAAGUUCCUCCCCCACGAUAGUGAAUCGUCAGUUCCAUUGAAUACCAUGGUGAAUCAUCAGUUCCGUUGCUACCACAGAUGGCAGCCUAUAAAAUGGUGAUUUUCUUGAGACAAAAUGAGAGUACCCCUCAAUAUUUUUUAAGAAAAAAGCACUGUCUAUACCCAUCAGAUGUGUAAAAAAAGAUAGAUAAGUGAAGGGAAGAAUGUGGAAUUCUGGCAGGUUACAUGCUAAAUAAAGCAUAAACAGAAAUUGCUGGAAUACAUAUAGGGAAAAAACUAACGAAGAAAAUAAGAGACAUUUAUGAUUAUCAAUGGAGAAACAGAGCAGUACAGUAACAGAGAAACUACAAGAUUUAUAUAAAAGAAAUAAUGUAUUUAUAUUUAAAGAAAGUCAAUCACUUGUUACAGAGUGGCAGGAAUUAUAUUUGUCCUUUUGGGGAGAAUAACAGUUAUUAAAAUGAUAAAAAUAUUGAAAAGCCAGUUUUUAUUUCAACAUUUACCAAUUCAUUUAACCACACAUGGCUGAAAGCUGAAAUUAUGUAUGAUGAGAAAACAAGAAAAAGAGUUCAAGUUCCAGUUUUAAAAUUAUUGUAUGUCACAAACUGCAAAAAACAGUUGUAGAACCAUGUUUGAAUCAUCGUACAAUAUGUAUAUAUUUAUAUGUCUGAUAUGUGGAAGAUUCCACUACAUGAAGCACUUGGAAAAUAAAAAUUAGGUCUGGGUGAAAAAAUGAGUCCCAAGGCAAUGCUGAAACUCUAGCAGUGCAGCUGCUGUCUGCAACCCAAAUAAAGGUGAUUCCACAAAUGGGCCACAAUUGCACAGAAGCAACUUCCCUUCCCACCACACAGUGGGCACCCAGUGAUGGAACAACAUGACAAGUCUCCCCUGCAAUUCUGCUGCUCUUGUAUUAACGACAAAUCUUCUUUUCUUUGUAGCAAAAGUCCAAGCAGAAAUAGAUUCUGUGAUUGGCCAGUCUCGCCAGCCAGCGAUGGAUGACAGGGACAGCAUGCCCUAUACCAAUGCAGUUAUUCAUGAAGUUCAAAGAAUAAGCAACAUUAUACCUUUGAAUGUGCCCCGGAUGACAACUAAGGACACUAUAGUGGCUGGGUUUCGUGUGCCCAAGGUAAAUGUUAAGAAGAUACAGCUUUCUUAUCUGCCUUUACUCUUCCAUUAAGAUGUGAAAACUUGAAGUCCAAGUUCUAAAUGAGGGGUAGCUGAAAUUGUGCUGUCCAGAUGUUGUUGGACUCCCAACUGUCAUCAGUUCCAACCAGCUAAUGGGCAGAAAUGAUGAGAGUUGUGUCCCAGGUUGCAUCAUCCCCAUGUCUACCUGCAGAGUUGCACCAUACCAUUAGGCUGGCAUUGGUUGGAGAGAAACUGGUUUGUCAGUUGUAAAUCUGGACCCUUCCCACUAUGGUGUUCUGCUUUGCCCAUCAUUUCACUCCUCUACUGCUUAUGGAAUUCUAGGCUUGUUUGGCAUAACAGCGAUGCUAGCCCUGGGGCAGAUGCUAGAGUAUUCUUGGGAUACACCAUGAUCUGGAAAGGAUAGAGGGAUCUGAACUAGAUAAGCUUUUGUUUUCUUCAAAUUCCUCUGUAAAACUGGACCCAAACCACAGUCUCUGUUUGAAUAGAUAGCUAGUCAGUCUGAAAUUUGCUAAAAUCUGGUGUUUCUAACCAUAAAUUUUAGUAGUCCAGCAGACAUUGAAUAUAUUUUUAGAUCUAUAUUGGAACCUGUGUUUUUGUGGAAUGUAGUUGGAUGAAUUACUUAAUAAUGAAAAGCUAAUCUCUCAUUCAGAGCAUAUCUUUUCUGCACCAGAGAACAGAGUUUGACUCCUGUGAUUACAAAAAUAUAACACAAAGAGUUCAUGGACAUUUUUAAUCUAGCUUCUUCUUUGACAGGGAACCAUAAUGCUUGCCAACUUGACCUCUUUGCACUUUGACAAGGAUGAAUGGGAAACACCCAAUGUGUUUAAUCCUGGCCAUUUCCUGGAGAACGGGCAGUUCAAGAAAAAGGAAGCAUUUUUGCCAUUCUCUGCAGGUAAAAAAAAUGAUGGACUCGUCAUCAAAAUUUCAAGAGUUACUAAAUGGUGGAGGCCUAGUAGCUGAGAGCCUGGUGUAGUACUAACUAUAUUGUAUAUUGCAGAAGUUACCAAACUUUUUGGGCCAGUGGCCACAUUUGACAUAUAAGAAAGUGAUGUAGGCACCAGUCACAAAAUGGCUCUCUUUGUGAGUGUGGUACAACACAAAUGUUGUUGACAUAGUCCCCUCCUCCAAUUAGGCAGUGUGGGUUUUUGAGGGGAUGUUCACAGGUGUCAUAGGUGGCACUGACAGCCCACAGGGACUAGACUGGCCAUCCCUCAUGUAUUGUUAGUUUGCUAUACCCUUAGCUUAGUUAGAUGCAAAUUAGGUAGUGUGAAUGAGGUAGAUUCCAAUUAAAAUAUUUCUCUCCAACACUUCAUAUGAUAGAAAUUUAUGUACCUCAAAUGUAUGUAUUCCAGAUUCUGGAAAGCUGUGAUCAUAUUUGUUCAGUUUUCCCAUUUACUUGAGUAGGAAAUGGAUAGGACCGGCGUCUUCAUUUAUUUUGCAACAACAGAAUCCCUUUUACAGGUACAGUAGUACCUUGGUUGUCGAAAGGCUUGGCUCCCGAUCAAAUUGGCUCCCGAACACCCCAAACUCGGAAGUAAGCGUUCUGGUUUGUGAACUUUUUUUGGAAACUGAACAUUCGAUGCAGCUUCAGCUGCUUCCCGCAGCCAAUCAGAAGCCAUGCCUUGAUUUUCGAAUGGUUCCAGGAGUCGAAGAGACCCCUGGAACGGAUUAAGUUCAACAACCAAGGUACCACUGUAUUUGGUUCCUAGUCUGCCAGGGUUAUUUUAAACAAGCCACUGCCACUACUGCUUUAGCUACAACUAGUUACAAAAGGAGAAGUUACUGCAGCAAAAGCUCUACACUAAAGCAUUCUUUGUAUCCUUGUCUUCUAGGAAAGCGAGUUUGUCUUGGAGAGCAGUUGGCGAGGACCGAGCUCUUCAUUUUCUUCACUGCCCUAAUUCAGAAGUUCACUUUCCAGGCUCCAAAGAAUGAGACAUUAAGCCGUGAAUUUAGGAUGGGUCUGACAUUGUCUCCCCUGCCGUACUGCAUAUGUGCAUUCUCUCGCUAA